AUGGAAUUGAACAGCAUAAUCUGGCGUUUGGGAACUUUGCUAUUGGUUGGGACUUUAUUCCGAACAGCCUGGAUCGUCGUAUAUCGGCUCUUUUUCCACCCCCUCGCAAAAGUCCCUGGACCGCUUCUCGCAAGGAUCACUUGGCUCUACUCCUUCUGGUACAAUAUCGCAACCAAAAGGUUCUAUCUUCACGUUCAGGAGCUGCACGAGGAGUAUGGCCCGGUCAUCCGAAUCACCCCGGACGAAAUCCACCUCAGCGACCCCGAAAAUCUAGAGAAGAUAUACUAUGUCGGCUCAAAGUAUCCCAAAGAUGCUGCGUUCUACGGUGUAUUCGGCGCUGAUAAAUCCGUAUUUACCGCGCCGAGCCCGGAAGUCCACCGCAUCAAAAGAGCCGCAUUGAAUCCGUUCUUUUCCCGGAAGAAAGUCCUUGAGUUAGAGGACAUUGUGCAAGAAAAGGCAGAAAAGCUGAUUGACCGCAUGAAGAAGGCGUUCGAUUCCUCCAGCGGCAUCGACCUUCACCACGGCCUCCGCGCGAUAUCAAUCGACGUUAUCACGGAUUAUGCAUUUGGCAAGUCCUACGGUUUCCUCGAUCGGGAUGACUUUGGGGUAGCCUUUUUCAAUGGCUUCCGGGACACGGGGCCUGCACUAUUUACGUUUCAGCAGUUUCCUUUCCUCCAACGAUUGGGGAAGAAAAUGCCCCUUUGGUUCGCGAAGCGCGUCAGUGCACCGUUGGCGUUGAGGAAGUCGCAGCUUAUGAGCUCUCGCGUCCAGGUCCUCAAAGUGAAAGCUGCGGUUGAAAGAGGUGAUAAGGUCUCUCGGACUACCAUCUUCCACGAACUAUUGCGGCCAGAUGCAGCAGAAGGAUACACGGUACCGAGUGUGUCGGAUCUCUCGAGCGAGGCCCAGAAUAUACUUGGUGCUGCAUCAGAUACAACGGGAAAUACUAUGACUAUUGCAACGUAUAACGUCGUUCGGAAUCCAGACAUUUAUGUCCGAUUGUCUGCCGAACUUAAGAAUGCGUUUCCGGACCCAGAGGGGCCAUUGAAUUUUGUUGCGCUGGAGAAGCUCCCGUACCUGACUGCCGUCAUAAAAGAAGGACUACGACUGUCCUUUGGGGUUCCCGGCCGGCUCCCUCGCGUAGUUCCACCUCCAGGGGCCGAAUUUAAUGGCUAUCGCGUUCCACCAGGGACCGUAGUCAGCAUGAGCUCCUGGAUUAUGCACCAUAACGAGGACAUAUACCCCGAUGCAGAAAGAUUCAAUCCGGACCGCUGGCUUGAUCCCUCUCAAGCAAAAGUAGGUGAACGAUAUCUGUUCUCGUUUGGGAAGGGGACGCGAGGAUGCGUCGGGAUGCCACUGGCCUACUGCGAGCUGUACGUGACGCUUGGCCGGAUAUUCCGUCAGUUUGAUAGUCUGAAGACGCCGGCGAAAAGUCGGGAAGAGAUGCUCUUGGACGAUGGAUUUUCGGGGUACCACCCGGAGAGGAAUAAUAAGUUUGUGUUUAGUGUGGAAUAG
Molecule: messenger RNA, 1512 nt
Organism: Aspergillus mulundensis
Lineage: Eukaryota; Fungi; Ascomycota; Eurotiomycetes; Eurotiales; Aspergillaceae
Product: cytochrome P450
Exons: 8
Coding region: 1-1512 (503 amino acids)
Molecular function (GO): iron ion binding; heme binding; oxidoreductase activity, acting on paired donors, with incorporation or reduction of molecular oxygen
Source: RefSeq, a predicted model, not a curated record